Molecule: messenger RNA, 459 nt
Organism: Trichosurus vulpecula (common brushtail)
Lineage: Eukaryota; Metazoa; Chordata; Mammalia; Diprotodontia; Phalangeridae
Product: keratin-associated protein 1-4-like
Exons: 1
Coding region: 1-459 (152 amino acids)
Cellular component (GO): keratin filament
Source: RefSeq, a predicted model, not a curated record
AUGGCCUGCUGCAACUCCUGCUCUACCAGCUUCUGUGGCUUCCCUAGCUGCUCUCUUGAGGGGAACUGUGGAUCUAGCUGCUGCCAAGACAGCUGUGGAUCUAGUUGCUGCCAACAAGGAGGUUGUGGUCUUGGCUAUGGGUCUGGCUAUGGUUCUGGCUUUGGGCUUGGUUAUGGGUCCGGCUCUGGGAUAGCUGCUGGCUCCAACUGUGAGACCACCUGCAGGACCAGAUGUUAUGUACCUGAGUGCUGUGGGGGUGAGAGCUGCCGCACCAGGUGGUGCCGCCCAGACUGCAGGGUUGAGGGUACUUGCCUGCCACCUUGCUGUGUGGUCAGCUGCAUCCCCCCAUCCUGCUGCCAGCUCCACCAUGCCCAGGCCUCUUGUUGCCGCCCAUCCUACUGUGGUCAGUCUUGCUGCCGUCCAGCCUGCUGCGCCUACUGCUGUGAGCCCACCUGCUGA